Molecule: messenger RNA, 897 nt
Organism: Sinocyclocheilus grahami
Lineage: Eukaryota; Metazoa; Chordata; Actinopteri; Cypriniformes; Cyprinidae
Product: cadherin EGF LAG seven-pass G-type receptor 3-like
Exons: 6
Source: RefSeq, a predicted model, not a curated record
UCAAAUGUGUCAAAUUUUCAGCACAGAAUUUAUGACUUUUCGCCUCUUUAUUCUACAUUAAUUCCUUUUAUUCUAUUUCUCUCUCUCUAUCUCUCAGUUCUACUAUCCGCAGUGCCUUCCUCCUGUUAUUAUUAAGUACAUGUGUUUGGUUGUUUGGUCUUAUGGCUGUUAAUAACAGUAUCCUGGCGUUCCACUACCUGUUCAUUGUCCUCUGUUGCGUACAGGGAUUGGCUGUACUGUUGGUUUUUACUAUCCUGAACUCUGAGGUGCAGGAGGCCUGGAAACUGGCCUGUCUGGGCAAGAAAAGCCCCAGUGAAGAAGCUCCCAGACCUCCACAGAUCACAGGCCAAAAUCCAUACAACAGCGCCUCCCUGCUGGAGCAGAGCGGAUUACACCGGAUCACACUCGGAGCUUCAACCAUCUCAUCAGUCAGCAGUGCCAGGGAGAAUCUCUUGGCACGGCAGACUCUAGAACACACUCUUGGUCACACAGGGGCCACUGACCUGGACGUGGCAAUGUUUCACCGCAACGGAGGUGAGGACUCAGACUCAGAUUCUGAUCUCUCACUGGAAGAGGAGCGGAGUUUGUCCAUCCCAUCAUCAGAGAGCGAGGACAAUGUGCGGCUGCGUGGACGCAUCCAGCGGCGUUUCAAACGGUCUGGUCACGGCAAACGUUUACUCACAGAGCCCACACACAAUGGUGGAAAAGAGCUGGAUGGCAAUGACCUGCUCUCCUAUUGGCCAGCGCUGGAAGGCUGCGAGGCACACUCACUUCAGAAAUGGGGCUCAGAGCGCCGCCUAGGGGGCGACUACAACAAGGACGCAGCUAAUAACAACCAGCCAGAUGCAGCGCUGACCAGCGGAGAUGAGAACGGACUCACACACAGACACCGCAAGG